Messenger RNA from Exophiala oligosperma, 3018 nucleotides. RefSeq lists its product as uncharacterized. The record is from RefSeq and is a predicted model, not a curated record. The coding region runs from base 299 to 2695 and encodes 798 amino acids. The transcript is spliced from 5 exons. Lineage: Eukaryota; Fungi; Ascomycota; Eurotiomycetes; Chaetothyriales; Herpotrichiellaceae.
AGCUGUAGCCUUCAGUGGGCCAUUGCGCGUAGUCGUCUUGCAUACUCCCGGCCUGUGAGCUAUGGUAUGCCCUCUGACGUGGGAGUUCGAGCCGUUUGGGGCACAUCGACACUGGGUAUAUUGAAUUUUACAUUGAAUGACCUCUGAACAACUGAUCAAAGCUUGGACGUACCUCCCGUUAUGAUGCUCUGCUUUGGGCCUUUUGUUAUCAGGGCAGUCCAUAUAAGCCGAACAUUCUUGCUAGCCACCACCCUUACCACCAGUGUACUUCGCCACGAGCAACACAACUCUACAUAAAAUGGAUCCUCCUAACACUAGAGAGGACUCAUCAUCAACGGCCGAGACUCCUAGCCCCAGCGGUGAACCGACAGACAGGCCAAGGCAGCUCUUCCCUAUCCAGGAUGACGAGGAAUCAGCACAGUUUGGGCCGGAUGUCGAGAAGCAAUCGACUGCAGAGUGGCCUCAGAGCCAAGGUCCUCCCCGUGUUCACUGGAACGACCCUUUCCGUCGAGUCACUACACAUGAUCCAAGUCUUCUCGCAUUAGGACGCCGCCGCGGGUCCCAAGCGGCAGAGGCACGGCGACGGAUGUCUCAGACCCUCCGAAGGACGUCCACCGCGGUAGCAGGGGCCAUCCAGAAAAUUGACCCUCUCACCGUCACGACCGGAAAUCCUUUAGGGUUGGAAAUCAAUGAGAUACGCCGAGUUUCGUCGGUAGGCUUUGUUCAACCGAACUUCAACGCUCGACGGUAUUCGCGAGCACCAUCCUCGUAUGAAAGACUUCAGAAACCUAUAACGACCGAGUCGCUGGAAGAGUCGCCCGAGGAGAUUGCCCGUGGUGGCAUGAGCGAGAAGGUUGAAGAAUACACCAUUCAGCGUCUGGCCGCACACGACGAUGUCGAGCUCUUGACCACGACCAAACGCAUCAUGUACAGGCUUUGCCCUCUCCUUGUGGUUGCGACAAUUGCCGCGUAUUGGAUCUACUUUGCUCUCAGAGUCAGGUUUACGCUGGAUGCUCAGAGAGCGGCGCACAAGACAUAUUGGAUGGCAUGGGCGUUCAUUCUCGUCGAAUUGUUCGUUUCCAUCCCCAUGUUGCUGCACCGUCUGUGGGGAUGGCAUGCCGUCGGAUCGAGAAAACGGCCGAGACUUCGACUCGUCGGAGAUGAGGUUCCGUCGGUCGACGUGGUGAUUACAUGUUGUGGCGAGGACGACGACUUGGUCUUGGAUACGGCAAAGGCGGCAUGUAACAUUGACUACCCACCUAAACGAUUCAGGGUUCUCAUUUGUGACGAUGGGAAAUCCAAGCGCCUGCAGGACUUGGUUGAAGAGACAGCUCUGACUCAAUUCGACAACCUCUAUUACCGUUCCAGACCGAAGUAUCCUGGCGUUCCCCAUCAUUUCAAGGCUGGAAACCUAAACGAUGCUCUGGAAGAGACCGCGAAAUUGCCGGGUGGCGCUGCCAACUUCCUGGCUGCCCUUGAUGCCGACAUGAUCCCGAUGAGGGACUGGCUACGAGCUCUGCUUCCCCAUAUGCUUCAAGACCCAAAGUGCUCCAUGGCCUGCCCUCCGCAAUUGUUUUACAACGUUCCCAAGGACGACCCUCUCUGCCAAAGUCUGGACACCUUCGUCCAUAUUUCAGAACCCAUCAAAGACUCCCUGGGCGUCGCAUGGUGCACUGGAUCUGGAUAUGUUCUCAGACGUGCUGCUCUAAAUAUGCUGUUGGGUUCCGGAUGGAACACGGCAUUUGUGCAUGAACCAUUACAAUUCGGUACCGUUCCAGACUCGCUCACUAGCCACCUGAAACAACGAACUCGUUGGACGAUCGGAACGGUACAGACUUCUUUGAAAUUGCGCUUCAGUAUCUACGGCCCUUUGGUGAAGCACAUGACCUUCCCUCAACGGCUGUGCGGUUUCGUGUACACGGUCUCGUCGCUCUUCACGGUCUUCCUGGUAAUGUCCAUCUUUACCACACCCAUUGUACUCGUGUCACACGGCAACCUAGUACCUUACAAGACCAUCAACCAGCUCAAGUGGCUCGUCCGGGCCAACUUCUUGACCACCGUGUUGAAUCGGAUCAACGAAUUCAUCUCGUACCUCCCCUCGGGAUACGUCACCGGCCAAAGAGACGCGCGAGCCAUGAUGUGGAUGGCACCGUUUCAUUCCAUGUCCGUCAUCCGAACGUUCCUCCUUCCAAAAUGGCUCGGCGGGAAAGUUGCCGUCUUCACCUCGUCGGGAUCACAAAAGGCCGACUUGAACGAAAGGAAUCCUCAAAUGAGGGCGCCUGUUUGGCGACGUCUCAAAGUCACGAUUUGGGACUGUCAAUGCUACAUGCAUCUCGUCUAUAUCGCAUUCGCCCUGGCCGCGGUCUGUCUCAGUAUGUACUGGAACUUCACCGAUUCACAGAACCGCACGGCCAAACAGGUCCUCAUCGCGCUCCUGACCCAUGCGUUCUGGCCGCCGCUCAUCUGGCUGACCUCUGUCUUGUCGUGCUGGGUGCCUAUAAGCUAUGCACUCUUCCCGCCGUCGGAGCCGGACAGACAGGAGUUGCUGGUGCGAGAUCCGGUCACAGGGGUCGCUUACCCCUCUGAGGAGUCGAAAAAGACGAAAAUCAGCUGGGCUGCGUAUGCGUUUGAGGUGGAAUACAGUAUGAUCACGGUUUAUACCACGGUUGUGUUUAUACUAUCAUUCUGGUUCUAGAAGGCAGGGAUCGUUUCUGCAACGCUACAUCGUCCAUCGAGCUGUUAAAUUCAUUUGACUAUACAGCCAUUGUCACGGAAGAAUGUUCUCUCUCUCUCUGUGAUAUCUUCUGACCGACAACAAUACUACACCUUGACACUUGCAAAGUUCCACUUUGGGCCUAUGACAUCUCGGCCGUGCGUGCCGUUGCUGCCUGGUUCUUUUGCAUACUGAUCACAGCAAACAAUGUCACUACCAGUGCCAGGACCUUGCCUUGUUUCUUUCACGCGCAUGCUUACGGUGUUGUAUUACUUUACUGCCACCCCUCGCUAGACAAAAAUGAA